GUGCAACUACAUAAAAAUGAGUGCCUGAUAACAAGAUAACAAGCGGUUAAUAAGUUAUGCGUAACAAGCGGUUAAUAAGUUCUAUGCUACCAAAAUAUUGGACGGAAAACCUUUAAGAGCUGAAUAAACCCUGCCCGAAGACAGUGAAAGGUGCAACCGAAAGCGAAAUCUAUAUGAAAUGGAUUCUGAGUUUAUGGCCGUUCCAAUAACAUCGAGAGAAAAUCUCUCAGUCGAGAAUCCGCCGAUAAAAUGCCGUAUGGAAAUAUUCAUUAUGAGGAUCCAGCAAUCCUUUUGCCAUGCCUUGGAGGCUUUUGAACCUACUGCUAAAUUUUUGGUAGACCGAUGGGAAAGACCGGAAGGCGGUGGAGGAAUAUCGUGUGUUUUGCAAGACGGAUUGGUGUUUGAGAAAGCAGGAGUAAACAUAUCGGUGGUUCACGGCGUUUUGCCAAAGGAAGCGGUAGCGCAAAUGCGUUCGAGGGGAAAGCUCCUGACAUCCGAUCAGCUCAGCUUCUUUGCUACAGGAAUCAGUUCAGUUGUUCAUCCGAAGAAUCCACACGUGCCAACCAUUCAUUUUAAUUAUCGCUAUUUUGAAGUAAUUGACCCUAGCGGCUCAGUCCAGGCAUGGUUUGGCGGCGGAACCGACUUGACGCCGUAUUAUCUGGAUGAAGAGGAUUGCCGGCAUUUCCAUUUGCAGCUGAAACAAGCGUGCAAUCCGUUCGGUGCCGAUAAAUACAAUAAAUUCAAAGAGUGGUGUGACAAUUAUUUUGUCAUAUCGCAUCGAGGUGAGCGUCGCGGUGUCGGUGGCAUAUUCUUUGACGAUCUAGAAGAGCCGACCUUGGAAAAUUCCUUCAAAUUUAUUCAGAGCUGUGCAAACGCCGUUAUACCUUCUUACGUACCAAUAGUCACAAAAAACAAGGAUAAGCCAUACGAUACACCAGAGCGAAACUGGCAGUUACUGCGACGAGGACGAUAUGUGGAAUUUAACUUGUUGUAUGAUCGAGGCACGAAGUUUGGACUAUUUACUCCUGGCGCACGAUACGAAAGCAUUUUAAUGUCACUGCCGCUCUUAGCCAAAUGGGAAUACUGCCAUUCACCGUCGCCUGGAUCCAGAGAAAAUGAUUUACUUCAAGUUCUGAAGAAUCCCAGAAAUUGGUUGUUGGAUGAAGAAUGCAAAUAAGAUUCAUUUUUUCACCCUAAUUGUUUCUUAGGAUAAUUCUUACUGUAUUGCUGGUGUGCUUCCGUAUUUUUAUAGAAGCACAGUACUUAAUUAGUGAAUUUAACAUUCCUGUUACGAAUUACAGUGUGCUAGUAGUGUUCGUAAGUAAAAGCUUGAAUAUUAGGCUCGCAAGGAACAUGCGAUUUUUAUG
Messenger RNA from Paramacrobiotus metropolitanus, 1367 nucleotides. Its product is annotated as oxygen-dependent coproporphyrinogen-III oxidase-like. Gene Ontology annotation, cellular component: cytoplasm; mitochondrial intermembrane space. The coding region runs from base 179 to 1177 and encodes 332 amino acids. The record is from RefSeq and is a predicted model, not a curated record. Gene Ontology annotation, molecular function: coproporphyrinogen oxidase activity. The transcript is spliced from 13 exons. NCBI's taxonomy places the organism in Eukaryota, Metazoa, Tardigrada, Eutardigrada, Parachela, Macrobiotidae.